Messenger RNA from Caenorhabditis auriculariae, 2566 nucleotides. Lineage: Eukaryota; Metazoa; Nematoda; Chromadorea; Rhabditida; Rhabditidae. The record is from the annotation of a GenBank genome assembly.
AUGGAGUCAGCGGUUUUUGCGGGGCAAUUGGCACGGCUCAACUGCACGCACCGCUUCAUACUCUUUGGAGCGCACUGGCGCGUCUUUGUAAUGACUGCUCACCUCUCUCGUUGACGCUCGGUCGCUCUUCGUCGAAGUAGCGUGAAAUCCAGUCAAGUGGGUCGGAAGACGAUCCAACGAUUUUGUCGUCGUCGCCGUCGUCGUCGUCGUGGUCGGUGGCGCGCGAGGGCCUGGACUGGAGGCGUGUCCUUGGGUUCCUGGAUGGCUUGUUGCCAGUCGGCGGCGGCUGGCCGUUUCGUCCAAUCGACGUCUGAGGGCGGGACUUGGCUACCACUCACGAGAACUUCGUUUUGCCGCAAAAGUCACCUGGGAGUUGGUAAGUUAUUCUGAGAAGAUGUGAUCGCAAUUUUCCGUUCGGUUUAUAAGUUUUGGAGUUAUACUGUAUCCGCAGGUGAACAUAAAGCUUGUCACAACCUGAAGUUAGCCUUUUUUAGAUUAUUUUUUGACUUAGAAGGUAUUCCUCAUUUUUUUAAAAUCAAAAACUAACUAAUUAUUCCAUAAUUAUCGAGAUGUAAUUUUUUUCGCUUUUUGAUUCCCGCGAAAUUCAGCCAUCAGAAAAAAAUCUUUCAUAUUAAAUUAUUCAGCGAGAAAUUUGAUUAAACAGAACGAAGAGGUUUCGAAAAAGACAAAACAAUCCCACGAAAUUUUGAGAGAUCAAGAAAAUUUAACCAAAACCGCGAACGACUUCAAAAAGAUUUUAUUUUUAUUGUAUACCAAGUGUUUUCAGACUCAUUUCUCAAAUUAGAAGUUCUUUUUCUUUCAAACUUUGUUGAAAGAUGACGUAAUAUUAGUUUGAAGCUUAAAUAUUACAAGCAUUACAGUACGAUUCCGUCAACGCCUGGUGUCUAGAUUUUCAUUUUUAGUUUCCACGAAUAUAUUUCACUUCCAUUUUCAAAAAUGUUUUACAACACGUUAUAAACUCAACAUGAAAGUUAAUAAAAGCAUCGGAGCCGACAAAAAAAGGCAAAAAAGACAAGAGAUGAAAAAUGAAAGGACGUCUUGAGGGCAGAUUUCAAAAAAGUUACUUCUUUCUUAACCAGUACGUAUACGUAUUCGUCCUCAUUUUGGUCCUUUAAAGUUCAUUCUUUCACUAUGCAAGAAAGAAAAGCCAAAGUCUAGUAUUUUUUCGAAAAACUUUUUUGAUCAUGACACCGAGCCCUUCGGAAAGAGUAGCUUGAUUUCCGAUUGGUCAUAAUUUCUGACAAGAGGAAUCAACUGAGAAAAAAGCUCGUAAGUGAAAACUUGUUUUUUUGAGGUAAAAAUUUCUCUUAUGUGAUUUUGACUUCACUAUUAAUUAUCAUCAUGACUAACUUUAAUCAAAACGCGCAAAUUGUUUCAAGUCGGGUGCAGCUUAAGCAUUCAACUCUCUGUGGGGAAUUUGAUUUUAGUAGCACUCUUCAAAGAGGAAAAAAUCCUAGCAGAAAAAAUAACAAAAAAAUACUGAGCGUUUGCUCUGUGGAGCAAAAAAAUAUAUUUCUUAUUUUCAACACUGAGAUUUUUGUUGUUUAUCGUAUUGCCAAAGCCGAGGUCUUACAUCGAAUUCGGUAGCUGGAGGUUACGGUAGUCAAUUUGUGCGAGUGCGACCCGUCUCCAGAAUCGGGCCAAUACAAUUUGCCGUGUCCAGUCAAUCUAUGUAUGUCGGAAGUCGAGAGCUGCAUUAUUCCGCUUCGGAUGCUUUUCCUCUGAAUGGCAUGGCCCUACACGCCAAACAUGGCCUCGAACACGUUUUCUACAAACAAUUCCAGGUCAAAAGGCUGAAUACAGGUGUCCAAUGUGUCCAAAAAAGGCAACAAUUUGAUUCCAAUCGAUGAUAAAAACCGUGGGAUUGUAACUUUCUGGCGUUUCUAAAAAGGUUUCAAGCGUCCACAGAAGUAUCCUGAUAUGGAUUACCAGAAGACGAUCCAAUGAGAAUUCACAAAACUAGGUUUCUUCGAUUUGAGAUCACAGAUACAUUUUUUUUUGACUCUUAGCUAUGGUUCUUCAUCCUGGAAAGUUCAAAGAAAAACCAUCAAAAUCUACAAAAACGCCAGAAACCCAAAUUUAUUCAAAUGUUCGCAACUUUUUUUAAAGAUUUUCUGUUUGUCCGAGAUUGGGAGACCUAAACGUAAGUUCAGUGAAGUUUGAUCAACUUCUUCACCAAGGAAUCCUUAUGAAGGAGAGAUAUUAUUCGACCUUCCAAAAAUGAAUCGAAAAAAAGUCAAAAAUUCCUGAGGAGGACUUUGCGAAAAACUGCAAGAAAAUUGAUAAAAUUUCUAAAAAACUUCAGCUUUUUUGAAAUCCCUUCUGGAUAUGAAUAUAUGUUUUAAAAAAAGCCUCAAAACGCUCAGCUACAGUAGCCAAGCCUUCGUCAUUCAUCGAGAAUAUCUUCAAAUGUUUUGCAAUCACGAUCCUCAUGCGUGAAUGCACAGCCGUCGACGUUUUUAUGCUCUCCGCCAUUCUUCGCCGAGUUUUUUGUCGGUUUUUGCGCUCUAUGGCUAACCCCAACCACCUCGUCCGCCGAGGCUGA